AUGUUUCAUUCUAAUACCCAUGUCAAUGGUUUCUACAACUUCCUCGCUCAAGGCCUCGACAAUCUUGACAACUCUUUUGCCUCACAGAACUUCAUGUCUGUUGAGUUUCUUCAACAUGUUCUCUCUUGUCUCCAAUCUUUUCAUUCCCAACUAUGCAUCUUAGUUCAACAACUUCACCUUCCGCGAGGCGGAAAAUGGCUUAAUGAGUACAUGGACGAAACCUCCAGGCUUUGGGUUGUUUGUCGUGUUGUUAAAUCAGCUCUCUCUCGCAUGGAAACUUUUUACACAAGGGGUCCAAAUAUUGCCACCACUCUUCAUGAUCGGCAUUAUUUAAAUUAUCAACUUUCACGCCAGGUUUUUCAAGCAAUUGCGGAAUGUCAAAGCACCGCUAGCCUUCUCGUGCAGGGUAAUAGGGUGCUAAUGUAUGUCAGAAUCCGACAAUUAUCAUUGAGAUUUUAUAAAAGUGUAUCGAUAGACCCAAAGUUCAAUGCUUUGCAUGGUUUCGAGGGAGUUCUGUAUGCGAUGAGAAAUGUUAACUCAUUGCUUGUUAUGAUAUUACUGAGUGGACUAUUAUAUUUUUGCCCUGAAACUAGUUUUUCUACUGAAGAAGGGAAUGCUCAUGGCCACGGGGAUUCUGGUUCAGAUUUUAUGGUUUCUGCAUCAAAACUGCACAAAAGAUUGAAAUCUGCAAUUGAUGAACGUCGAGGUCAAGGAUCUGACAUGCUUCUUUAUGAAUUCUUGAGGGCGAAUAACACCUUAAAAGAGGUGGAAAUUAAGUUGAGGAGAAAUAUGGAUAUCUACAAAGACAUUAGAGUUGAUGAUAUCAAUGACAUGGCCAAGAACUUGAAAAGUUGCUUUGAGGUUUUGCAACGCGGAGCUGAGAACUUUAUUGUGCAGAUUGAUGAUUUCUUUGAUGAGAUAAUUGAAGGGAGGAAAAAGCUUCUAGACAUGUGUAGUCAAUAG
Molecule: messenger RNA, 963 nt
Organism: Daucus carota subsp. sativus
Lineage: Eukaryota; Viridiplantae; Streptophyta; Magnoliopsida; Apiales; Apiaceae
Exons: 2
Coding region: 1-963 (320 amino acids)
Source: RefSeq, a predicted model, not a curated record